Durio zibethinus is the source of this 1902-nucleotide messenger RNA. The record is from RefSeq and is a predicted model, not a curated record. NCBI's taxonomy places the organism in Eukaryota, Viridiplantae, Streptophyta, Magnoliopsida, Malvales, Malvaceae.
UCAUAAUCAUAAUUAGAUCACCACUGGGAUAUUUUAUCCAAAGGAAACUUCGUAAAGGAAAAUUGAGUUGCCUUUUUCAAUAUCUUAUUGGCUGCUUCAAGUUUAUGAACAAGCUCUCAUUCAUUUAUUCAUCCAUUAUCUCCUUUUUUCUCAUUGUUCUAUCUGUUUUUUUUUUUUUCUUUGAUGUCUUAAUUUAUUUGGCUGCAAUGAAAUUUCAUGUGUUGAUAAGAGACUUUUGUGUUGGAAAGCCCAUCAAGAGCAAAUGGAGAAACCAACCAGGAAGAAAAGACUGCAGCAAUCAAUUCCGGUUUGUCCUCUUUUUUCCCAUCGUUUUAUUCUUUUUAUUACUCUGUCUUCGUCAUCUGUUUUUCUUUGAGAAGACGGAGGGGUUCGUUUAUUUCCCUAGCAGUAAUAGCUCAAGCAAUCAGCCUAUUUAUUUGACUAGAAACUCAAUUGAUACUCAAACUUCAUUAGACAACUCAAAGAAGAAGAUUUCUAGUUUAGUUGAUGAAAAUUCUAACAUAAUCCUGAAGAAGAAUAAAGAUUUAUGCUCAGGUCGUUACAUUUAUAUUCAUGAUAUUCCUAUGAGAUUCAAUGAAGAUGUGCUCAAAGAUUGUCAGAUGCUUACCAGGGCCACUGAUAAAUCCAGUAUGUGUACAUAUGUAGAGAACUCUGGUUUUGGUCCUCAGAUUGAAAUUUCUGAUGCUUUGAAUUUAUGGAAGAACAAUUGGUUUUUGACAAACCAAUUCUUGCUAGAGGUUAUUUUCCAUAACAGAAUGAAGAAAUACAAGUGCUUAACCAAUGAUUCCUCGGUCGCGUCUGCUGUUUUUGUGCCAUACUAUGCUGGUCUGGAUCUUCGUCGCUAUUUAUGGGGAUUCAAUACUUCUGUGAGAGAUUCAUCAGGUCUUGAUUUGGUUAAAUGGCUUGCAGGACAACCUGAAUGGAAAAGAAUGCGGGGUAAGGAUCAUUUCUUAAUUUCAGGUAGGAUUGCGAAGGAUUUCAGGAGAAAAUCAAAUAGGAUGUCUGAGUGGGGUAGCAAUUUCAGGUUCCUACCAGAGUCUGAGAACAUGUCAAUGUUAACAAUUGAAUCAGGGUCCUGGAAAAAUGAUUUUGCUGUACCAUACCCAACAUAUUUCCAUCCUUCAACAGAUAAUGAGGUUUUCCAAUGGCAGGAACUGAUGAGAAGACAAAAUCGGCCUUACUUGUUCUCUUUUGCCGGCGCCCCAAGAUCAAGACAGAAAGGUUCAAUAAGGAGUGAGAUCAUCAGCCAAUGCCAAGCUUCGAAGAAGUUGUGCAAUUUACUAGACUGUGAUUCUGUUGACCAUAAAUGUGAUGAUCCAGUUAAUUUGAUGAAGCUGUUUCAAAGUUCAAUCUUUUGCUUGCAGCCUCCAGGGGAUUCAUUGACCAGAAGAUCAACUUUUGAUUCCAUUUUGGCCGGUUGUAUUCCAGUCUUCUUCCAUCCAGGGAGUGCUUACUCACAAUAUGUAUGGCAUUUACCAAAGAAUGACACCAAGUAUUCUGUGUUUAUAUCACCAAAGAAUUUAAGACAAGGAAAAGUUAGCAUCAACCAGACAUUGCUUCAAGUUUCGAAGGAUGAAGAAUCAGCAAAGAGAGAAGAGGUCAUAAGAUUGAUUCCAAGGAUUAUUUAUGCCCAUCCCCCGUCUAGCUUGGAGACUAUUGAAGAUGCAUUUGAUUUAUCAAUCAAGGGAAUUCUGAGAAGAAUAGAGAGAUUAAGAAAAGUGAUUAGUUAAGGGUAAAAGUAGCCUCUGAUUAUAAUUUAAAAACUUAUUUCUAAAUUUCAAAAGUUUUAAACUAAUUGGAAAAACUUUUUUUGAUAGUAAUCCUAUCCGAAAUAGAUGGUCAAUAAUUUUUUUCCCAGGUAAUUGUUACACUCUUUAUAUA